Xyrichtys novacula (pearly razorfish) is the source of this 20504-nucleotide messenger RNA. The record is from the annotation of a GenBank genome assembly. NCBI's taxonomy places the organism in Eukaryota, Metazoa, Chordata, Actinopteri, Labriformes, Labridae.
GGGCCCGUCUCUAAGAGGUCACUUCCGGUUUGGGACACUCCCGUAGUGGGCCGCAGGAGCAGACUGGCGCAGAUUUAGCCGCUGUUCGGCGACAUUAUCCCCGCUAUCACCUUUUAUUUAGUCCGUGGAGGAAGAACCGAGAGCAGCGGGGUAAACCUACCUAAUUUUACGUCUUUAUUUCCUCUUUUUCCAGCUCUAAAGAGACGUUUUAGCACUUCAGCCGGUGUUUGUUUUGUCGAGUUUUAACCGGUAAGGGGCGCUGGUUAGCCGCUAACCCGCUCCCCACCAAACCCCAGCGGGAUUUCACUCCAUUUAUCCCCCCUCUCUCUCUCCUCGUUAGCUCGCUAACUUCACCCCACCGACGGUUCCUCUAAGCCCGUCAGAGAGCCGCAGACAUGCCGGAGUACCUGGACGACCCGUCCGUUCUGACCAAGGACAAGCUGAAGAGUGAACUGCUGGCCCACAACGUGGAGCUGCCGAGCGGGAACCAGACCAAAGACGUCUAUGUGCAGCUGUACCUGAAGAACCUGACCGCGCAGAACAACCAGCAUGACACCGCCGCGAGCCUGGACGCCUUCUCCAGCGACGAGGAGCUGCCGCCGCCGGUGGUGGUCAGCAGCAGGAGUCGGUCCUCUGGAAGAGUGAGUGUGGAGCUUUUAUUUAUGUGGAUUCAUGAGUCUACUCCGAGUUUUUCUAACUUUUCUAAGAGGUUCUGACUUUGUUUUCAUCGGAGCAACAUGUUUAUGUGCAUAAAAGCAUGACUAAAAAGGGUUAAAAUUAGUGUUAACUAGUUUAACUAAUGUUAACUAAUGUUGUGCAUACAUCAGACAUAUGGAAAACGUACUUAAAAAUAUAAAAAAAACCUCACUUUUCCCCCCUUCACCCCCGAGCACUAUCACUAAAAUUAGUAACACCGUCACUAUCGCUAACAGAAGUGGAAAACUGUUGUGUGGUCUAACUUCUGGAAAUCAUGGACCCAGUUUAAAAGUCUUAUCCCUAAUGUUGUGGACAUGUAUCAGAGUAGGACAGUAUGCAAAAGUGUAAAAGUAUGUAUAGUUCUUUUAUUCUUAACUGUGUAACGUCCAAAUGGAGGGAAAAAAGUGCCAUGAGGGGAGCAGAUAAAAAUGCAACUAAAUAACUGAAAUUAGGCAUUCAGCGACAAUCAUCUCAAACCAUCAAUAAAUUAAUAUUUUCUCAUAACUUUUAACACUUUUCCAAACUUAAAGUAAUAUGUAUGUUUUCUCUGAGGCAGGAUCCGUCUACUGUUUUAACUAAAAUGCCUUUUAAAAAAGACCAAAUUUGAGAGAGAAGAUAAGUGAAGUAGGACCACAACACUCAAAAAACACACAGCCGAGUUUUCAGGAGACACUAAACACAACCUGUUUUAUUUAAAGUAAUUAGUGUAUGUCUAAAACUUUGAUAAAAACAUGAAUAAUUAGCUGCUGCGGUCACUAGCUGCACCUGAAUUAAAGAUUUCCUGGUCUUUAUUUCUCCUCUGGACCAUCUUUGGACCCCCUAGAGACCUCCUGAUGGUCCCGGAGCCUUCUUUGGACAUCUCUCCUCAUGAAUAAAUCUGAGAUGCAUAUUUCAGCUUUCACUUCCCUCUUUUUGAGUUUCCCUCGUUACUUCAUCUCCAACAUGCUGACUGUGUGUUUUUAAUGUCGUUUGAAGCCACAGACCGACCUCAGACCUCAGACCUCUGCACUCAUUCAUUCACUCAUUCAUUCACUCAGUCACACAGGUGUGUUGUUGUUAUCUACAGUUCACUCUGGGUGCGGUUUCUCCUCCUCUCUGCAUGUUAAUCAUUCACUCUUUGACAUGAUAAUUUCAUCGAGGUUGUGCUGUAAGUGGACAAAUAGAUCUGUGUUUGACCUGCAGUCACACUCCCGGUACAGAAGCUGUUAAAAUGCAGAUAAAGAGGCUGAUAGGUUUGUGCGUUUGUUUGUUUGUUGUCAGUCGACUCCUCCCGCCAAAAACAUUAAAACAGCUCCUGGCUGCAUACCGCAGAGACGCAGGAUUUCUCAGUCCUGAUAAACUCCUGAAGAUCUUUUAGUUUAACCAGGUCAGCUCAACAGAAACCUGCAACAGCUACUUUAUUAAUCAAUCAAUCAAUCAGUCUUUAUUUAUAUCGCACUUUUCAUACACAAUUAUGUAGCACAAAGUAUUUUACACAGAAAAGGAAUAAAAGAAACAAAGAAAACCCAAAUCUACCCCAACCCUUCAUUCUCACGAUCUAAACAGAAACAGUUAAAAUGCAUAAACUUAAAAAGGGCUUUAAUGUGCGCACUGAGGAAACGACGUUUUAAAACUCAAGAGAAGGAAACACUGGAGGUUUAGGUUAAAAUAUAAGAACAAGGUAAAGGUCCUCACACACCAGAGCCGAUGCAAAUAUAGAACGCGAAAUUACGAAAUAUUCAGAGGCGAAUUUUGACGCGCCUGACUAUACACAUCAAGUCCGAUGCGAUUUUGCGACUUUCCUGGGGGGAAAAGACGCAUCCCGGGGAAAGUCCCGCCCCCUUCGCCUCUGAUUGGCUAGAAAAGCUGGAAACGUCAUCACACGCUCAAGCCAAACGGUCAGCACUUAUAGCCAAUCAGAGGCAAUAAGAUAAACACAUGAAACUAUGGUAACAACCGUUAGCUUACGUUAGCACAGAUGAAAGUUCAAACAAAGACGUUUAUCAAACUGUUAAAGCUCACAAACCAUCGUCUCCACAAGUCGUCCUUCAGGUCGUUAUCUUUGUAAUGUUUGUGUCUUUUAUCAAAAAUCACUCUGUUCUCCGACACGUAAACAAUCAGCCGGUCGGCCAUGUUGGAUAUACGGGCAACAACAUGAAAUCUGAUUGGUCAGAAGUGGACACGCAGUAUGAGAAACUUUAGAAAAACCGACCGUGAACCAAAAAAUUAAAUGCCGCAAAAAACGCAGGACGGGAAAACGUCGCUGAUGUGAACGCUUGUAUUGACAGGAUACGGGUUCGAAAAAAAUUACAUCUGAAAUAAUCGCACGAAAAAACCGGUCCCAGUGUGAAAGGACCUUAACACAGAAUAAAUUUUAAGUAAUAAUCAAUAAAAUGAAAUAAAAACAACAGUAAAAGAUACUAAAAUAAGAGCACCAAAAUAGAUCAAUAAAAGACGAUCCUGACAUUAAAACUAGAGAUAAAUGCUAAAACAUUUAAACAAAGUGAAUGAUGUAAAAUUUAGUUAAAAGUGAAACUAAAAAGGUUUUCAGUUUGGUUUUAAAAUCAUUCAGAUUAGUUUCAGUCCUCAGAUCUUUAGGUCAGCUGUUCCACAGACGGGGAUCAUAGUCAUAAAAAGGUGUUUUAGUUUUACUUCCUGAGGACUCUACCUGACCCACAUGAUAAAUAAGAAGGACCAAAGCCAUUAAGAGCUUUAAAAACCACUAAAACAACCUUAAAAUCUAUUUUAAAAGAGAGACGGGGAGCAGAGCUUUUAGAAUCUUCUGGAUCAAACUCCUGGGAUGUAGACUCCUAAAUGUGAUUUCCACUUUUCUGUCCUUCUGAUUGGCUGUAAACUAAACACCGCUGAGUUCUUGGCGCAGUAGGUCAUUCAGAUACAUCUGUUAUUUUUGUCCUUUUAGAAAAACACCGAUCCACUUUGAUUCACAAAAGUCUGACACCAUGGAGAAAUUCACUAAGAGAUAAAUAAUCAGUGAAAAGAAUCAUCGUCUGUGUCUCAGGAUCAAAUAUUGACAGAGUGUAAAAGGAUUAAAGUUCAUGUUUGAUAAUCUAACUCAGAGGUUAAACAGUGAUCAACUCUUUUCAGGGUUAAUUAGAUUAACAGCAUUUAGACUGAUAAUUAUUGAUGAGUCUGAAAGUCUCAGGAGGACUCGGUCUGUGUGAGAAACUCUGGACCUGGACUCAAACAGGUGUGCUGCUGCAGGUCAUGUCCGGUCUGGACUUGUUUUUAGGGGGGUGAGGUUUGGUCAGGUUUGCAGUAGAGGCGGGUUUAACGGUGGCUGAAUGAAGGGUGUGAGUGAAAAAUGACAAGUCAAACACGUGGGCGGAGCCAGAGAGCCUGUUUGUGUUUGAGUCCGCCUCUGCCGUGUGUGCGCAGGUGUGUACGCUGCCUCCUCCCCCAAAAACGCCGAGCGCUCUUUAGUUGUAAAUUUAAGGUUCAGGUAGAAGUCAGCUGAUCUGUCGGAGCUGCAGCUUCUCACACGGUGAACAGGGACAGGUCAGGGGAAGUUCAGGAGUCAUUAAAAAAUCUGAAUACAGGUCGUUUACAGACGCUCCUGUCUUCCUCACAGUUUAACACUUAGAUUUCUGCUGGACCACUGUCAAUCCCACGUGACACUAUGAAUAUUAUUUACAGUUUCUCAGGAUCUAUACCGUGUUUCUCUACGGGAUGAAAAGUGUUCAAUAGUUUACCCUUUUGGCGAUCUAUCGAGGGUUUCCAGACAUUUCUACUCCUGCCACAAGGUUUACAAUCCAGACACAAAAACAGGUGUUUGAUCAGAGACGUUUGAUGGUAAAUCUGCAAUGAAAACAGGAUUAUUGAUGGACAGGUUGUUGUUAGAUUAAAAAAGAUCACUAUUGUUAAAUGUUGCUGAUGUUUGACGAGCUGUUUUGAUGACGUCUUUUUCUGUCAAACUUUCGACCAAUUACACGGUCUCAUAUUCUUCUUCUAUUGUCCCCUUGACGGUAGUGUCCAAUAAGAGACAAGAAAGUUCCCUGCUUUCUCCAAAAUAAGAAAUAAUGUUCCUCAAUGAAACAAGUAAAGAAGAGAUUCUGAGCAGUCUGAUGUGGUCCUCUGUCUCAUCCCAGAAACAACUGUAAACAGUCAAAAAUGCCUGAAGAAUGAGUGUAAAUGUGUCAAUAGUUUCUGUUGUGUGUUUGUUCCAAUCCCAAUAUUUCUUCUCCUGAUAGACUUGAGAGGAUGAUGUUCAGAUGAGAAAAGGCUUGGUCUCUGUAGAUUUAUGUGUUUUUGGAGCAAAGUUCUGUUGGGAUCAGUUUCUGUUUUUGUUCUUUGGUUGACUUUGUUGGUUCUGAAUCUACUGUCACAUUUAUUUUACACCCAUAAACUGAGAGCUGAGGUUGUCCUGAAAAUAAAGACGUGUUUAUAUUUGCUGUGAUUGAAAGGAUCAAGAUGAUACUCAGAUUUUUACAAAAGAAAAACAGACGGACCAAAAACAGCAAAAUAUAUCUGGGAGUUCUCAGGGUUAAACACGAUCUGGUGUUUCACGUGUGACCAGUGCGUAAAUGUUUGUUCGUGCUUUUCUACAUUAAUGGGACAUGUUGGUGCAAACAGACACACACCAGCUCUUGUAUCUGCUGAUAUCAGGAACUUCUCCUCCAUGUCCAAAAGCAGAUUCUGGUCCAGUUAGAGGAGCAAGCAGAGAGAAGAAGAAGAAGAAGAAGGUCAGCAGAGCCUGUAAUGAGGUUUUCAUGUUUAGUUAACCGCUGCUGGACAAGAAUGAUGGCUGUUUUCCUCUGGGUCAUGUGAUAGAGGCGUGACCAAUCAGGGAAUAACAGAGUGUGAUCCAGUGAGGAAGUGAUGUCAGCUUUUCUGAAACGAACCCUAAAUCCUCGGACUCUGUUUGCACGUUAGCGUGCGGAGCGCUCCGGGUUUACAAAAGCCUCGGUCAGUGAGUCUGUGCGGAUAUAUUCACAGAGACGUAAACGCCGUGAAGGACGAAGUUUUCUGUUAAAGGACAGAGAUGUUAGUCAAACAUGAGAAACACGAUUAUGGAGCAUCGAAAACAUCAGACUGAAAAUAAAGGAGAGGAGGAACGUCUGAAGAUCCUCUGCAGCAGUUUUCUGAAAUCAUUUAUGGGCCACUCCGCUCAGCCUGGUUCAGAUUCAGACAACUUUAUUUACUCUGUGGUUUAGGCGGUCCAAACAAACUUCAGUAGACGGCUGAAUGUAGGGAAAAAGUUUAUCACAAUAUAUAUUAUUUUCAUAUCAGCUGAUAUCGAUCAAUAUCAGGAUAUAAAAAUGUAACAGUGUUUAUUGGUCGCAUGUCUUUUCCAACACAACAUGGCAGAAUGACGACUAUCGUAAAGCAUAUUGAUCAUGUUUUAUAUUAGGCCUGCACGAUAUAUCGUUUGACUAUCGUCAUCGCGAUGUACGUGUGUGCGAUAGUCACAUCGCAGAGCCUGCGAUAUUGGAGGUGAAUGAACGCAUUUAAUUUCAAGGGUAACUGACUGAGAUACACUCCAUGUGACUCUGCAUGUGCUGUGCAGCGAUCCACCAAUCACAUUCGUCCUUAACUCAGUUGCCAAUCAGACUCACUUCUCAGUUGCCAAUCAGACUACCCUGCCAGCUGUCAAUCAAAAUCAGAGAGGAGGAAACCCACCCCUGCACAUGUUCUGCACAUGGAGGGAGACGUGUGUCCGCUGAGAAUUACUUUCGGAACUUUACUCAUGACUGUUAAGCCCAACAAAUAAGAACUGUAUGGGUUUUAAAUUGUACAUUUCCGUGGACCACUCUACUAUAAGCAGUGCGCGUUUUGCGAGGUGCAUGCAAUUCUCGGAGGACAUGCGUUUCUCGGCACAACACCGCUAACAACAACAACAACGAUCGCAAAAUGAACAACGAACAAGCGAAAACCACCGAAAAUGAAGAUUUGUUGCCCAAAAGAAAAGGAAAGUCAGUUAUCUGGAAUUAUUUCGGUUAAAAGAAGGAUGAUGUCGACCAAAACACGUCUUCUGUGUUCAUCUGUUUCCACAAUAACGUCCCAGCACAAUAAAAGCUAAAGAUAUCUCUGAGACAGACAGAAGCCGUUCUACUAACAUUCACAAAAAGAGGUAAGAUCAGAGCAGAAUAACUGUCCUCAAGAUUUCAGCAGUGCAGCAUAACAUUAAAUGCUAUUCAGGUCAUCUGGUGAAAAUUCCUGUAUUUUUAAUAUCGCAAUAUAUAUCGCAGGGUUGAAAAAAAUCGCAAUAUUAUUUUUUUCCAAUAUCGUGCAGCCUUAUUUUAUAUUGAUAUUGAGGGAAAUUAAUUUUCGAUAUAUAUCGUUAUGGUUUUAUCUGUAUGGUUUUAAAGGUUUCACCUGGACAGAUUAAAAACCUCCAGAACUUCUUCAAAAGUCUAACCCGGUCUCUGUUCCCUGUUUUCACUGUGAUAUGACUAAAGAUGGUUCAUCCUUUCUCCUCCAGAUUAAACGUUUAGAUUUGGAGUUCAGAGAUAUUUCAGAGUGUGAGAUUUGUCACCUCCCAGUUUGUGUUUUAGUGUAAAUGUUCCCGCUGCAGCUUUAAGGUCUGUUAUCUUUGUGGGUUUGGUUUUUUCAUUGAGGAAAUACUUUCCUGUGGAAGAGGAAUGUGUGUGCAGACUGUCUGCCACCACAUCAGUGUGUGUGUGUGUGUGUGUGUGUGUGUGUGUGUGUGUGUGUGUGUGUAGUAAAAAGUGGAGGCUGCAGAAAGACGGGGCUCGUGUGUUAUUAGUGUGUCCUUUGUCUCUGCGGUUUAUCAGCUGUGUAUGUGGUGAAACCUGAGGAUCACAGGUGAGAUUACAGGCUGCAGGUCGGCCGUACAGGUGAGGGCGGAGAGGGGGACGGGUCUGAAACCUCCAUUCCUGACAUUGUUGAGAUGUUUCCUGCAGCCGUAGAGGUUUUUUUUUCAGAGUGGAUCUGAAAGACUCACAUUCCUCUCUGUCAGGAGAUUUCACCCUGAAGUUUGAGGAAUGUGUGGCGGCAGAAACACUCGUGGUUAAUUUGAGCGUAGUAAACAUGCGGCUAACCACACACACUCCUUUGUUACUGAGCCGUGCAGACCGUUGCAUCACGCCGCCACAGGUCUGAGCGUGCCUCGCCCUGCAGAUCCUCCAUGGAGCUUCGGUUUGGAGGAAAGUCUGACGACUCUGUUUGGAGUGAGUUUACUCCAGCGAGCGCCGGCUGUGAGCUCAGGCCUCAGGUAUUCCUUUAAAGGCCAGGGUGUGUCCGCUCACUCCUCCUCCUCCUCCUUCCUCUUCUCCCGCUCAGUCUGCUGAUAUUAUGAAACAGUCGUUGGCGCUGCUCCAGACCGAGCCCUGUCGAGGGCCCUCAGAGAGUCAGACGCAGAGUAAGACAGACUCCCAGUUAUUACACGCCGUGAACCGUGGAGGAAGUUUGAGCAGAUCAUCUUUGCAUUCCUCACAUUUUCUGCUGCAGAGAGGAGAAGAUCUGAAGACACUCUGAGGGGUCUUUUUUACGUGAACAGGUCCUUUGUCUAGGGGGUUUCCUUAGACCUGGACCCGCUCUGCAGACGCUCUCACAUAUUUCAUGUCUGUUAUCUUCACGCUCACAAAGUCCAGCCCUCUGUCUUCUUGUUUUGAUCAUGUUUCUGGGACCUCCACCAAAAAAAGCAGGAUUCCAGGAAUGACUUCCUGACUUCUUCUGAAGCUCUCUGCAGCAGAAAUAAAAGCUCCUUUAGUUCAUGUGUGAACUCGGUGUUUUAGUUAAGUCUCUUCUGCAGGCGCUCUUUAUUAGCUCGGAGGCGGGGACAGCGCUUCGUUUCAGCUGCAGCUGCCUUCAAACACGCUGUAAUUUCCUGCUGGCUGGUGUGCCUUCGCCCUGAACUGUGUUUACUAUCACGCAGCGCCUGAAGGUAACAUCUGCUCUCAGAGCCCAGCCCCCUCCUCGUUCCUCCAGCCUUUACUUCACGGUAGGAAAUUGAAGGAGUCAAAACUUGUCCCCCCGGAUCACGUCUGUAUGACUGAGUUCAUGCUCCACAUUUCUGUGUGGAGUCCAUGCGUGAAGUGAACUUUCAGGAAUCCACUCAGGAAGUUUUCACACGUUUGUUCAAACAGGCGGCCCGUUAGACUCAUUCAGAACCAGGUGGCGUAGGAGUGAAAACCUGGCAAACAGGUUUCUGUAACCGCCUGGAAGAUCAACAAACAGAUUUACUCAGAGGGACGAGGACGGAGGAAGGGAGGCUAAAGGGGAAAGUUCAGAGGAUGACGCUCCAGGUGAAGGUGUGACGGGGCGAGCGAGAGAGAGGGAGUCACUGUGACUUAAAUAAGAGCAGCAGCUUAACUGUUCACUCGGUUUCUAUGGAGGCCCAGAGGGUCAAACUGAACAUUUCAAAAAGUCCCAAAACAUUUACACUGAAAAAUGUUAAAUAAACGCGAAAUAAAUCACAAAAAAAACAUGAAAAAAAUGAAAAAUAUUUUAAAGGGUCCAAAAUUGAAAACUAAAAUUUUACAAAAAAAAAAUUUAAAAGAUUUACAAAAAACUUUUUAAAAAUCUUACAAAAGCAAAAAUAUGUCAUGAAAUCAAAAUAUUAAAACAAAACAAAAAAAAGUGAAGUGAAAAAAAAAAAAAAGCAAAAACAGCAAAAAAAAUCCAAAAAUUAAAACUAAAAUUUUACAAAAAAAUGUAACAAAUGAUUUACCCCAAAAAAACAGCAAAAAGCCAAAAUAUGUCAUGAAAUCAAAUAUUAAAACAAAGCAGAAAAAUUGUCAAAACGUGAAUAUUAAGAAAACAGCAAAAAUAUGUUUAAAAAUCCAAAAUUUUAUUUAUUUAUUUAUUUAUUUUUUACAAAAAAUAGAUCAAAUAUUUUAUGACAGGGAACUUAAAAAUCCAAAAUUUAAAAAAAAAAUUUUUUUUUACAAAAAAUAGAUCAAAUAUUUUAUGACGGGGAACUUAAAAACUUAACAAAAGAUUUUUGAAAUAUUAAAAAAAAAUGACCAAAAGCAGAAAUAUGUUUUUGAAAUAAAAAAAUCAAACAAAACAGAAAAAUCAUCAAAUAGUGAAUAUUUAAAAAGAACUCCACAGAGCAGUUUUUUUUUUUUUUUAAUAAACAAAAAUAUCAAAUAUUUAUAAAAUUGAGUUUAUUUUACAUACAAAGAGAUAAGAAGAAGAAUUUAUUGAUCCCUGAAGGAAAAUUCAAUAUUCCUGGUUUAAAUGUUUCGGUUAAAUAAAAAGAGUGGAUUAUUCAUUUUAAAGGACGUGUUUUAUAAUCUUCUACUCAUAGAGACAGUUUAUCUGAAUCUUGUUUGUUGAUAUUUGACAGUUUAGCGGCUCGGUCCUCCUCUGUCUGCAUCUCUUAACGUCAUUACAGUCUGAUAAAAAUAGAUCCUCCGGCUCUGAAGAGUCUAUUUUUACAGUAAAAUGCAGGUCGUCGUUAUUUCAGCGCUGACUUUUCUCUCCUGUUGUUUCCAGAAAGCCGUGAGGAAAACCGACAAAGUCCGAGCCGCGGAGCUGGACGUGACCGAGCUGACGGACCAGGACCUGAAGGACGAGCUGCUGAAGCACGGGGUGGACGCCGGGCCCAUCGUCGGUGAGAGUCCGUGUUCUCAGCAGGGUCACACACUCACACACAGUGACGUGUGUGGGUGUGUGUGUGUGUGUGUGUGUGUGUGUGUGUGUGUGUGCUCCACACAGGUGCUGGAAUUCACACGUGUGGCCUAAUAGUUUGACUCGGUCUGUGAGAGAUUACUCUGGAAUGUCCCGCUCCGUUAGACUUCGUUCUCUCUGCAGCCAAAUCAGAUCAGGUUCUGCAGGAGUCUGAGGCGGACUGAGUGAUCGGAUCAGAUUUGUGCUUCCAGACGUGACUUUGAAAAACAGACGCCGGAUCAUUCUCCGACUUCUGCCCCUCGGUUAAAAAAACAAACAUCUGUGAUCGGGUUUUCCCCGAGGACAGUUAGAGGAGUUUCAGCUCCACCAGAGACUGAACAUGUCAGUCAGUCAGGCUGUUACCGGGCAGAUUAGGACGUUAUCAGGUAAAAAAACAAAUAUCAUAAUGGUGUGAAUAUCACCCCCAGUUUCCACCUUCAUCCUGAUCGUCUCCUCAAAGGUCGUAUCCUCCGAUCGUAGCUGAUCGUAACCAUUCAAGUUAACGUGUCAAUUUACACCGACUUCUUUCCGUUCCUCUGCGGAUCGCCGGACUCCUCAGCUGAUCACAAGAGUUCUAUUUUUCUGGAUGCCGGAGCAUGGCGGAUAAAUUCAGCACAGAUUAACCCGUGCUGGAAAGGAAGUCGGGCACAGACUUCAAAAUAAAACAUCCGGCUUCUUUUCAAAAUAAAACACUCCGUGUUUCAGGAGGAUCGUAUUUCACACCAUGCAAACGGGCGGAGACGAACAAGUGAAAGGUUUUUAGACGUCAUUUCACCCCGAUGACACCAUGGAUGAGGAGAUGCUGAUUCUAGAAGUCUAGAAGUAGAUUUCCUCCUCUGGAAGGACACAAUCUACUGCUUAUAUGUCCAUGUGUCUGUCUUUAGAGAGACAACUCGUUAUCGUGUGAUUGAACGUGAAUCUGAGGGUUCUCGUGAGUUCUUGUGAUUCCUGCUGUCAGUAAUCCACCACGAAACGGAUCCAGUAGGAAUUGGCGUACGGCAACAAUCGCCAUCGUAUGUAGGCGUAUGUAAACAUUAGAGCUCCAGAGACGCUGAUUUUUCUGCUUUCUCCCCUCGUCACAGAGACCAGACUCCCUGAUCCUUCUGGAGUCUCCUCAGCUGUCACUCUGUGUGUGUGUGUGUGUGUGUGUGUGUGUGUGUGUGUGUGCGUGUGUGUGUGUGUGUGUGUGUGUGUGUGUGUGUGUGUGUGUGUGUGUGUGUCAUGAGUGUGUGGAUGAGCAGCUGCAGUGAACACACACCGACACAGCUGUGCAGCAGCUACACAGUCCUCUACGGUCCGUGCAGAAGUCCAAACCCUCAGAGUCCUGGAUCAGAAAAGCUCCUGUCUGACAUUUCAGCCUAAAGAGAAACGAAUGAACCAAUCAGAUCAGAGAAUGAUCGUUUCCAUGGAGAAUCAGCUGAUCGGUGCAGCUUCAGUCUCUCUAAACUCUCUCUCUUUCUCUCUCUCUCUCUCUCUCUCCCUCUCUCUCUCUCUUUAAGCUACGACCCGUAAACUCUACGAGAAGAAGCUGCAGAAACUUCUGGAUAACGGUCCGGCUCAGGUGACCCAGCUGGUGGUCACGGAGAUCCAGGUCAACCACAACGGGAACUCCGAGUCUGAGGUCUACAGCGACAAGGAGGACGGUGAGACCAGAUCCAUGAGACCUCCGAGUCAUCGUACCCGGAGCAAAGAUAUUAACCUUCUGUUUCACUGUGAUUGUUUAGAGGUGACACCAGAACCUGAACCAGAGCCAAUACCAGAACCAGAACCUGAACCAGAGCCAGUCCCAGUCGUGGAGAGGCCGAUAAGGAGCCGAGGGAAGACCCCCGUGACCACUCGAACCUCCAGCAGCAGCAAACACAAAGUGGUGAGAGACGCAGCUCUGUGUGUGUGUGUGUGUGUGUGUGUGUGUGUGUGUGUGUGUUAGAGAGAGAGAGAGAGAGACGUUGAUGAUGGAGCAGAGGUUUGGUUCUGGAGCAGACAGACCUGUUUAUUAGUCUUCAUCAGAGGAAGGAUCUUAUGAUGGUAAACAGGUCAGUUAAAGACCGCUCACACACAGCAGACCCAGACCCUGUCCCCCUGCAGACAGGAAGGUAAACAUGGACCUGCAGCAUCAAACAGGACCGGUCUUUGAGGUUCUCCUCCUGACCUCAGAUCUGCUCUUUCUCACAAGGAAGUCAGUCUGCGCCAAAGCAGGUACACAACUCAGACAUGAUGAAGAAUCGACCCUGUUCCUCAUUUUCCACACUGACAGGAAAGAGUUCGAGCUGGAGGUCACCCUGAGAGGACUCUGAAGUCCAACCAUCUGAACUCUGAUCUUCGCCGCCCUCUUUCACGUUGUUUCGUCAUUUUUAGUCAUCAGAUUUAUUCUCAGUGAUUUAAAAACAAAUAAAAAGAUCAUUUCUAUCCCGACAGUCAGAGCUGAAACUCUCUGUAUGAAGAUCUGGAGACGUCUGAAUGUAGGGCUGGGCGAUAAGGAGAAAAGUUUAUCAUGAUAUUUUAUUUUCCUAUCAGCUGAUAUCGAUCAAUAUCAGGAUCUAAAACUCUAACAGUGUUUAUUGGUCUCAUGUCUUUUCCAACACAAUAAUCUCCUGCAUCUGUGAGGUCUUUGUGUCUCUUUGGCGUUUUGUUGUAAGGCGUCGCUCUAGAGAAAGACGACUGAAUGGUCGUCUGUUUCAGGCGCCACGGGCUCCUCGCUCCUCUCGGGGUUUGUAACCUUUUGCGUUGCGCGUGCUCUGCGGCGUGGCGCUGCUUCAGGUGGUGAAAAAGAUUUGAGGUAUUCCCCGACUUUGUGAGAACAUGUACUCGACAUAAUUUACAGUCCACAUUACUCUGCUUCAUGUCCGACCUCCAAAAACCAAAAUACCUCCACACCACCGACGUUUUCCUAACGCCAGUGUUGUGGUUGACAUUGAUGUGGUCAUCUGUUGAGCCUUCAUGGUCAUUUCUGUCGGGGGUAGCACUCAUUUUCUUUGUUUCUCACCAACAGUGCUGUCGGCUUCACCUGUUAAAGUGCUAUGGUUGGGUGGAGCUGCUGUCUGCUACGACGCUGCAGUUGGUUGAUACUUGGUUCUAAUUCAGAACAUGAUUGGUUCAGACCCGGAGAAACUCCCCUUUUCAUUGGCUGUUCGUAUAGUCGACCAAAACAUGUCAGAAUGACGACUAUUAAAAAGGAUAUUGACUGUGUUUUAUAUUGAUAUAUAUGGUUAUCAUUUUAUCACCCAGCCCUAACGAUAUUAAUCGAUAUCUAUAUGAAAAAGUAUAUCAUGAUAAACUUUCUGCCUUAUCGUCCAGCCCUAGUCUGAAUGUGAGAAACGGAGAGUUGAAGGAGGAAAAACUGGAGCAGGUUUCAGACUUCCAGGAAAGAUUUCCCCCUUUGGCCUCUUCAUGUGUUUAUUCUGUCCUAGAAAGCAGAAAGAAAAAGAAGAAAAGGAAAAUCAAGUUUCCUCAAAGUUUUUACUGUUUAGAAAAACUUCAACAGUUCGUCUUCGUGAACUCAGUCCUGCAGCCUGCAGAGGUUCAAACCCUCCAGCUUUGACUCUCUGGAGGAUCAGAGGUGUUCCUGGUCUCUGCUGAAGCAGGUAGGAUGGGACUCUCAGCAGCUGUUUUUGAUUCCCGGGUUUCCUCCGACGCUGGCACAGGAAGCGGUUUUUCAUUUUCCUGGAUUUGAGUCACACCCAGCUCAGAGCGAGCGUGCCGGCUCAGAGUAUCAGCGCUGAUCGCCGCAUGUCAGACUCGAAGCACAUGAUGUGGAUUAGCUGCUCCUUCCCUCCCUCACUUUCUCCUCACUCAUGUGUCUGUUUAUCUUCUCCUCCUCUUCUUCAUCAUUCUUGAUGUUUCCAAACUUUUGUUUCUAUCAUCAUCAUCAAACUCCCACACUUACUCGCCCACUUUUAUUUCAUAAAGGACUCCGUGGUCCGGGUUCGAGGAUCCUCUUAGGGGGAACAGAAACACGAACUCAUCCCCCCACAUGUGAUGUUGUUUUUCAGCUGCUCUCUCUCUCUCUCUCUCUCUCUCUCUCUCUCUCUCUCUCUCUCUCUCUCUCUCUCUCUCUCUCACUCUCUCUCACUCUCGCUCUCUCUCUGGAUGUGGUUGAGAACAGCUCCUCCUGCUGGUCACACUCUGAACCUUCACCUGGUGAGCCGUUACAACCCGCUUUAAAAACACUGGAGGGCUGCCAACCAUGAUCUGAUAUGUGGGAGGAGCUAGAGGUGUGUGUGUGUGUGUGUGUGUGUGUGUGUGUGUGUGUGUGUGUGUGUGUGUGUGUGUGUGUGUGUGUGUGUGUGUGUGUGUGUGUGUGUGUGUGUGUUCAGGUGAAUUUUCCAGUAAACACAGUGAGGUUAUUCUUUCUCUUUUAAACGUUCAUGAUGUAAUCUCUAACUCAGAGUGCAGACCUGAGUUUGGCGCCAUAGUUGCCGUGGUAACCAGCUGUGUUUGUCGUUGAUGUUGUUUCUUCUACAACAGUUUUAAAGUUUGUUCAAACAGACUCAGUUAUCGUCAGGUUAAAUCUAUGAGCUGCUUUUCUGUGUUUAGAGUGACGUGGUGAAUUUUUAUUAAAGUCCUGGUUACAGCGAGGUGAUUGGAUGGAGAGGCGGGACAGGAGAUUGACCAAUAGGAGCUGUCAGGGACGGAUGGCUCCUAUUGGUCUCGGGUGAACAGAUUUUUUCUGAAUUCUUUUUUCUCUUCUCUUUGUGGAGAUCGCACUGUAGGACCAAGAUCGCCAUAGAAACGAGGUUCAUAAUAAUUAAAAACCUCUACAAUGAUUUCAUGAUGUGGGAAGAAACAGGAGGUGAUUCACGCAACAGGAUGGCCCAACGAGGCUCCUCUCCCUUCUCCUCUCUCCUCCUCCUACUCCUCCUCUCUCUCCUCCUUCUCCUCCUCCUCUCUCUCCUCCUUCUCCUCUCUCUCCUCCUCCUCCUCCUCCUCCUCUCUCUCCUCCUUCUCCUCCUCCUCUCUCUCCUCCUUCUCCUCCUCUCUCUCCUCCUUCUCCUCCUCCUCCUCUUUCUUCUCCUCUCUCUCCUCCUCCCCCUUCUCCUCCUUCUCCUCUCCUCCUCCUCCUCCUCUCUCUGCCCCUCUUUCUUCUCCUCUCUUCUCCUCUCUCUCCUCCUCCUCCUCUCUCUCCUCCUUCUCCUCCUCCUCCCUCUCUCUCCUCUUCCUCUUUCUUCUCCUCUCUCUCCUCCUCCCCCUUCUCCUCUCUCCUCCUCCUCCUCCUCCUCCUCUCUCUGCCCCUCUUUCUUCUCCUCUCUCUCCUCCUCUCUCCUUCUCCCCCCCACUUCCUCCUCUCUCUCCUCCUUCUUCUCCUCUCUCUCCUCCUCCCUCACCUUCUCCUCCUCCUCCUCUCUCUCCUCCUUCUUCUCCUCUCUCUCCUCCUCCCUCACCUCCUCCUCUAUCUCCUCCUCCUUUCUCUCCUCUUCCUCUUACUUCUCCUCUCUCCUCCUCCUCUUCCUUCUCCUCUCUCCUCCUCCUCCUCUCUCUCCUCCUUCUUCUCCUCUCUCCUCCUCUUCCUCUUUUUCCUCCUCCUCCUCCUCCUCUCUCUCCUCCUUCUCCUCCUCUCUCUCCUCCUUCUCCUCCUCUCUCCUCCUCCCCCUUCUCCUCUCUCCUCCUCCUCCUCUUCCUCCUCUCUCCUCCUCCUCUUCCUUAUCCUCUCUCCUCCUCCUCCUCCUCUCUCCUCCUCCUUCUUCUCCUCUCUCCUCCUCCUCCUUCUCCUCCUCCUCCUCUCUCUCCUCCUCUUCCUUCUCCUCUCUCCUCCUCCUCCUCUCUCUCCUCUUCCUCUUACUUCUCUCCUCCUCCCUCACCUCCUCCUCUCUCUCCUCCUCCCUCACCUCCUCCUCUUCCUUCUUCUCUCCUCCUCCUCCUCCUCCUCCUCCUCCUCCUCCUCCUCUCUCCUCCUCCCGCUCUGAUGCUCUGAAGGUUGUCGGUCUGGAGGUAAACCUCCACCCUGUCCUCACUGUGUGCAGACUGAGCAGCUGUUGGAUGAAGAUGAAGACCCCGUCCUCCUGGUCAAGCGUAGAUCCAGGAGGUUGUCCAGCAGACCGGUGGUGAAUAAGAACGUCUCUCUCUGAUCUUCUCACCUUCUUCUCAGUCUCCAGACUUUGUCACUGGUGUUCAGUUCACCUUCAGUCCCACGUUCUCCACCUUCUGCUCACCUUAAAGGUGGAGGUUCAGCUCUUUCUGUUCCUCACACUCAUCUGUUCUUCUCACCUGUGGACUAACUGGACCUUCAGGACCAAAGUCCACAUCCUGGUCUCAGAGUGGGGAUGGGAACUCACUUGAUCUUCUUGAUUUCACCGUCAUGGUCUGUCAUGGUCAUCCUCAGAACCUGGUCUUUCUGCUCCAGCAGAUGGUCCCUGAGGACCUCAGACCUGUGUUGGCGGAUCAGGUCCAGCCUAAAAGGAGGGUUUCCCAAAGACUGGAGAGUCCAGCUCGGUCUGAACCUCCCUCCACCUCCUCCAGACCUGCUCAGGUAGUUUUGGUCUCAGCAGCUUCAUACCUUCUCGUCAGCAGGUCUGACCUUUGACCUCCGUCUGCUCCUCACCUUGUUUGAAACCUGCAGCUUCAGGUGGAGGAUCUGCAGGUCCAUCCUCUCAGACCCAGACAGGAGUCCUCUGGACCAGCCGCCCUGCUGGACACGGCUCUGCUGGAGGUCUGCUCAGUGUCCGAUGAUGUUCACUCAGGUUCUGGUUCUGGUGUUGGUUCAUGUCACAGAGAGGGUGAGCUGAGGAGAGUGACCCGGUCUGUGUUUGUGGAGUUCAUUCACCUGGUUUGGGUUUGUAGGUCUCACUGGUGUCUGCUCUGACCCGUCAGCAGCUUUUUGAAGAACUUUCAGUCCCCAAUCAGCGCCCCCUGCUGGUGGAUUUCAAAACACUCACAGAACAAAGACUUCUCUUUAAUCCUCCGUCUGAAAACUUUAAAUCUGAGCUUUAAAAACUGAAUUAUAUCUGUAACCGGGUCUAAAACUAAGGAUUAUUGGACUUUAAAGGGAUAUUCUGUCGUAAAAUAAAUUUAGGGUCAAACCCACCGUAACACCGAGUUAGACAACCCGUCGAGACACAGCGGUCUGAGGAGCAAUAAACAAACCUCAACCAAAAUGCCAAUAGCCAUAGAACUAUAUUCAGAGUUGUUCUAACUCCUAAGAAAACAUAAACUUAAGCGGAGGCGUUUCUCCACUUCUGUCGUCUAUAAGCUGGGCCAAUAAACUUCUACUGUAGUAAAAUGAAAAGGUAAAGGUGUUUUUAUUGAGCCGAAUUAUCAAUAAAAUCAUGAUUUUGUUAACCGGUAUGAAUAUAUGUGCUGUCGAGUUAAUAUAUUUGAACAAGAGCACAGUAAAGUUAAAUCAGCUAAUUUUCCAAUGAGGUUCUGUUACUGAACGGAACUGCACCAUGUACACUACACAACUUUGACUCAUUUCUUUAGCAAAGAGACUAAACACAACUCACCUACUCUCUUCCAGCAGACGCUUGUUUGUAGAGAGACCUAAUUACAGACUACAGCGGGGUGCCGCAGCUCAAGGAAGAACAUUCAUGAUCAAUCAGUCAAUCAGUCAAAGUUUAUUUAUACAGCACUGUUCAUACAAAUGAAAUUGCAGCUCAAAGUGUUUUACAUCAGGACAAGAAAAAUAAAAGUUAUUAAAAUAGACUAAAACUAAAGACUAAAAUGAAAUAUAAACUUGAAUUAUUAAUAAAAUACGGUAAAAAGUGAUACUAAAAAUGAAUGAAUUAUGAUAGUAAUUAAAAUAAAAGCCAGGCUAAAUCGAAGAGUUUUUAGGUUUAAAGGUUUCUAUAUUUGCAGCUCGUCUCAGACCCUCAGGAAGUUUGUUCCACAGUUUUGGAGCGUAGCAGCUAAAAGAAGCAUCACCUAAUCUUUUUGUUCAUCAGAAUCCUGGUUCUGUUACUGAACACCGAGCUGUGAGGGUUAGAACUGAACCAGAACCUGCAGGUCCGCUGAUGGAGGACUGAAGGGAAGCUGACGGGAGGUUUGGGGGUCAAACUUUAGUCCAGAUUCAGAGUCUUUGUUUGUGUGUUUGUGUCUCAGGACCCUGUACAGGUUCCUGAACCUUCAGGACCCGCAGUGAGGAGGGUAGGUACUGAAGCAGGUUCUGGUUCGAUCCGUUUGAGCUCACCAUGAUCCGAAUUUCAUUUGUGUCAAAGAGCGUGCGUGAAGAUCCGACUCCACAGACCGCUGCUAAACCGUCCAGGUCUUCAUCCCCUCAAGUCUGCCUCACCAGAGUCCAUGUGGUCCCCUUUAGAUCCAGGUCCAACAUCUCACCUGUAAAACAAGAGGAAGACCAGCAGUCCCAGUCCGACCAGUUUGGGUCUGAACCCAGCAGACGGGUACUUCAAAAAACUCAGACGUUCUUCAGUGUGUGUGUGUGUGUGUGUGUGUGUGUGUGUGUGUGUGUGUGUGUGUGUGCGCGCAGCUGUCUGAGUGCACAGUUGUGUGACAGCUGACAUUAGGACACACACUCUCACACACACACACACUCUAACUGUGAGCAGGAGCGGCCCCCCCUCGUCGUCCUGAAGCAGCAGAAAAUCAGCGGCUUCCUGUCGGCCUGCGGCGCCGUGAGGACGCUCGGCUCCGUGUCCACUCUGACCCGGGACGAGUCUGAGAGACAGGUAGACUCUGUUGAGGGUCACUCUCACCUGGUGCCUGAGUGUAAACAUGGUGGACGGACUUUUGUUUGAAGAGAUCACGUGGUGAGGGGUGUUGGAUUUCAGACACGGCGCCCUCUGCUGGCCCAAAGUUAAAACUGCAGCUGCUGCAGGAGGAUGAAGUAAAAACUCGAUGAUGUUCUUCUUUAGUUCAUGUUUCUGUGUUUUCUCAUCCUCAGCAGGUGGAGAAGAUUGCCGCCAGCGAGCCGACCCCGAAGGUGGAUGAGAGCGACGUCCUGAAGGAGCUGUUUCCCAACGACAUCAACAGUCCGACAGGAAUCACGUAAGAAACCCAAAACUAGUGCAAAAAUAUCCAUUAGUUGUUAUAAAUCUGUCUGUCAGAAUCUUCAUUAUCUAAUUUAGUCUAAUAAUCACGUUCAGGAAAAGGUAAACAAAGACGUCUUUAACCUCAAAGUUCCUCACUGGAGCUUUAAUGUGCAGCUCGUAACUCUGUGCUGGGAUCGAAAUAAAGCUUGAAGUGAAUUUUCCUGACAUCAGAGUAAAAAACUGUUUGUCAUUUCUGUUCUGCUGACACUAACUCCUGUUUUUCUGCCACAGCGCCACCUGCAGACGACCAAUCAGAGGAGCGGCCGGUCGUCCGAUCAAACCCAGCGAUCUGUGGAACGAUGAAAACGUCCUCUUCUCUCCGAAAACCGCCAAGAGCAGCAGCUCCUCCUCCUCCUCCUCCUCCUUCUACACAGAGAGCCACAUCAUCAACAGAGUCUCCAGCCUGCCCCCCUCCACCUCCUCUUCCUCCUCCUUCACCUCCUCCUCCUCCUCCUCCAGGCCUCUGUCUGCAGCGCCCCCUGCAGCUCAGACCAAAGCAGCUCCUCGUAGGAUGUCCCUGUGGGUGAAGCUGCUGCUGCUGGCUGUCGUCGCCGCCUUCCUCUUCCUGGUUUAUCAGGCCAUGGAGACCGACACCGCCAACCCGUUUGAGAGCGCUACCCCCGAGGUGGCGAGCGACGCCGCGGCGUAGAGCGAUCAGAAGAUGCUUUGAUUCUUUUUUUUUUUUCUUCAAGUGUGAAUCUUCAUGUAGCCGUUUGUUUCCGGGCGCUGUGAAAUGACCUCGGAGAUCUUCGCCCUCCAUAUUUGACCCUUUUUUUGUUCUUCUUCAUGUCUGAAUCAGUGAAUCCCUCAGAGACGUGACAGAACCGCUCGAGUGACACUUUCUCCUCUUUGUGAACGGCCAGAACCUCAAACCCAAACCGUAGCAUUCACAGAAACACAUGGACACGUUACUUUCAUCACCAGGUUAUUUUUUACUGUCGUACAUGCAUGGUGUGUGUGUGUGUUUGUACUGAGAGUGUGUGUGUGUGUGUGUGUCUGUGUGUGCGUGCCUUACUGUCCGUCACUCAUUAACCGCCGAGGACGGAGUUUGAACCUGAAUUUUUUUACUUUACUUGACCGUCUUUGUUAAAGAGACAGAGAGGCUCGAUGAUUUCAAUCCAGUCCUCUCAUACAUCCAUAUUUUCUUAAUGUUUCUUCGAAUAAUAAAGUGAAAGUCCCUGUGUAUUCCACUUAAUUAUGUAUUCACUGUCACCAAUAUUGAAUAUCCAGUUAAUAAACUAUAACGUUGUUACUGUG